This is a messenger RNA of Phragmites australis (common reed), 1066 nucleotides long. Its product is annotated as expansin-A19-like. The transcript has 3 exons. Bases 89 to 838 code for a protein of 249 amino acids. The record is from RefSeq and is a predicted model, not a curated record. Gene Ontology annotation, cellular component: extracellular region. Gene Ontology annotation, biological process: plant-type cell wall organization. NCBI's taxonomy places the organism in Eukaryota, Viridiplantae, Streptophyta, Magnoliopsida, Poales, Poaceae.
AGUAUCUAGUUGCAGGAGUGCAACAGCCUUUUGAUCGCAGCUCUCUGUCUCUGUCCCUGCAACUGGGAUCAGCGCUUCUGAGAAAAAGAUGGGAAAACAUUUCCUGCGGCUGUUCGCCGUUCUUUCAGUCUGCUUCGCACCGGUCAAGUCGGACUGGCUCCCAGCCACCGCCACGUUCUACGGCGGCGUGGACGGCUCCGGCACAAUGGAUGGCGCGUGCGGGUACGGGAACCUGUACAACGAUGGGUACGGCGUCAACAACGCGGCGCUGAGCACGACGCUGUUCAACGACGGCGCGUCGUGCGGGCAGUGCUACGCCAUCAUCUGCGACGAGAGCAAGGCCCCCCAGUGGUGCAAGCCCGGCACGUACGUCACGGUCUCCGCCACCAACUUCUGCCCGCCCAACUGGUCGCUCCCCUACGGCGGAUGGUGCAACACGACCCGCCCCCACUUCGACAUGUCCCAGCCGGCCUGGGAGAACAUCGGCAUCUACAGUGCCGGCAUCAUCCCCGUCCUCUACCAACGUGUCAAGUGCUGGAGGUCCGGGGGCGUGCGGUUCACCAUCAACGGGUUCAACUACUUCGAGCUAGUGCUGGUGACGAACGUGGCCGGGAGCGGAUCGAUCAAGAGUAUGGCGGUGAAGGGCACCAACACGGGGUGGAUCCAGAUGUCCAGGAACUGGGGCGCCAACUGGCAUUGCCUCUCGGCGCUCGUCGGGCAAGCGCUCAGCUUCACGCUCACCUCCACCGGCGACCAGACCAUCGUCUUCCAGGACGUCGUGCCGGCGUGGUGGCAGUUUGGACAAACCUUCACCACCUACCAACAGUUCGACCAGUAAACUAUUCCAGAAGAAGUCCAUCGAGGAGCGUCUGCUUAUUGUUGUUUCUUGACCAAGAAUCUGUUCUUUGUUAUUCUUGAUUAUUACACCGCUUCAUUUCAUUUCAUUCAAUCGCCAACAGAUGCAUGGUUGUAAUUAAAUUGUAAGUUGUAACUAUCGCUUGAUCCAGUCAGCUAUUUGUCGUGGAUUAAUUGUUUUGUAAUUGCUACCACGAAUUUCUCACUUCUU